AUGGGUGGUGCUCCUGCUGGACCGGCCGGUACCGGAAAAACUGAGACGACCAAAGAUUUGGGGAAAGCUAUUGGAAUGAUGGUCUACGUUUUCAAUUGUUCUGAACAAAUGGAUUUUAGGGUGAUUAUAACUAAGAAACUUUUAAUGUGAUAUGCAUUUUUAUCAAAUCUAAAAUUAUAAUUUUUGGAAUAUUAGAUCUGAAAUCCAUAUUUUUUAAUAAUCUCACUAGUAUAUAUGUAUAUAUAUAUAUAUAUACCUAAAAAAUUGUUGUAUUAUCCAUAGUAAUAUGUUAUCCUUGUUAAAUUACUGUAUUAAACAGCCACCAGAUGUAAACUUUAUUAAAUAAAUAAAUGGUUAAAUAUUGUAAUCAAUAACAUGUUAUUAUAAAAAUAAAAUAAAUAUCUGGUUUCCAGUCAUGCGGUAACAUAUACAAAGGCCUCGCCCAAACCGGUGCGUGGGGAUGUUUUGACGAAUUCAAUAGGAUAACUGUUGAAGUAUUGUCCGUAGUAGCAACCCAAGUAAAAAGCGUAUUAGAUUCCAUAAAAGCAAAGAAAAAAACGUGUGUGCUACUUGGGGACGAAGUAAAUCUUAUUUCUACAGUGGGAAUGUUCAUUACAAUGAACCCGGGGUACGCGGGACGAGCAGAACUUCCUGAAAAUCUUAAGGCAUUGUUCAGGUAUGUUGCAUGUUUACUCGUAUUAUGUAUUUAAUGAUUUUCUAAAACAAAGAAAGAUUUUAAAAUUUGAAUUCCCUCCAGACCUUGUGCCAUGGUGGUACCAGAUUUUGAAUUGAUCUGUGAAAUCAAUUUAAUAGCAGAAGGUUUUCAGAGUGCGAGAAUACUUGCGAGAAAAUUCAUAACCUUGUAUAGCCUUUGCAAAGAAUUAUUAUCAAAGCAAGAUCAUUACGAUUGGGGUCUAAGAGCUAUAAAAUCUUUAUUGGUUGUCGCCGGAUCAUUAAAGGUAAAUUAUAAAUUAUAAUAAAAGUAAAUUUCGUGAAACCAACAAUAUAAACAUACUUUUAAAUUUUAAAGAAAAAAUUACAUUAAAAUAAAACUUUUCCAAGUAUUUGAAACAUUUAUGUAAAAUUAUAAUAAUUAAAUUAUAUUAUAACUACAUAUAACAUACAAACCAAUGUAUUUUGAAACAGUCGUAACGUAACAAAUUUAAUUUCAAUUUUAGCGAUCAGAUAGAAAUCGCCCGGAAGAUCAAGUUUUAAUGCGAGCUCUCAGAGAUUUUAAUACCCCAAAAAUCGUAACUGAAGAUACCAGUAUAUUUAUGGGGCUAAUUGGUGAUCUGUUUCCUGCACUUGACGUGCCCCGAAAACGUAAUUUAGAUUUCGAAAAAACGGUCCGCCAAGCUGCGCUUGACCUGAAACUCCAACCUGAAGACAAUUUUAUACUCAAGGUCUCGAUUUUCAUUGUUAUUAUCAUAAAAUGUGCCAUUUAAAUAUAUAACCCAAUUGUUUUGUUGGCACAGGUAGUACAACUAGUGGAGUUGUUAGAAGUUCGACAUUCAGUUUUUAUAAUCGGUUUGGCUGGUACGGGAAAAUCUGAAGUCUGGAAAACACUGUACAAGGCCUAUUCAAAUAUGAAAUUGAAACCUUAUUUCAACGAUAUUGAACCGAAAGCAGUUACCAACGACGAGUUGUUUGGUGUUAUCAGUGCCACUACCAGGGAAUGGGUGGAUG
Cinara cedri is the source of this 1686-nucleotide messenger RNA. The record is from the annotation of a GenBank genome assembly. Lineage: Eukaryota; Metazoa; Arthropoda; Insecta; Hemiptera; Aphididae.